CAUCAACGAAGGCAUCAACACAGCUACUGCUGCACCUAGCUUUAACUAGACUCCCCUUUAGCGGCUGUCUCUUUUAGCGGCUAUCUAAGUUCUAGCCAUAGUGUCUGGACACUGGGCUUUGGGCCAGUGUAGGAUUUAUAUCAACGGAGCCAGAAGAAAUUCCGCUUAGGUCUCUCGCACCCUCGACGUUGAGUGGUGUGGCUCUUCAGGCAUUUGCAAUGAAAUUCAGUUCGGCAUUAAAGUUCAAUGCUGUCGCAGAUUGGUGGGAGGAAUACAUCGCCUAUGAUGUACUCAAGCGGUACAUUUAUCAGCUGGAGAAGCGACAGCAACGGCCAGAUGGUAUAGAACCGCCUUAUAGUGACUUGGAGGCCAAUGAACAGACAACCCUUGUCGAUCACAGUGAUACGCCUGGCGCGGACAGCCUCUUUAAGCCACUACUCGACAAAGAGCUGCAGAAGAUUGUGAGGUUUUACGAAGCGCAGGAACAAGAGCUGUUGAAUGAACUCGCGCUGUUGGAGCAAUCUAUCACGCAGCAAGACGAGGCUGGGCUUGAGGCAGGGCUCGACUAUAUGGAUGAAGAUGAAGAAGACGAAGAAGAAGACGAGGAAGAUGAAUACAACAUGUUAUCCCGAUCUGAAGACUAUGGCAAAAGGUCCCGACGCAGGCGCCACAAAUCCACCUCCGUCGGUUAUGGAACGCGUUUUGCAACAGGUUCCAUUCGCGAGGAAUCCACAAAUCGCCGCUUUAGCGUCUCUUCUAGCGAGGCGGGAGAUCUAGAUGCAAGCGUCUUAUCCGUUGCCCCGCGCCCACGGUCGGCCUCGCGGGCUGUAUCUGGUUCGCGUCAUGCAAACAGCAGCAUGUCGCCGACGGGGAGAGCUCGUAGCCUGGGUGGCCGGCUGAGGACUGUGAAGGACAUAACAUCUACUGGAGACACCAUCUGGACCGCAAAGGGCAGCUAUGCCUUGGAUACCCGGCUACUCUUCAAACGAAAAAUUACCAACCUUUACAUCACUUUAUCCUCGCUGAGAUCUUAUGUAGAGGUCAAUUACUCUGGCUUUCGCAAGAUUCUAAAAAAGUAUGACAAAGUCGUGUAUGGCGAGCUCAAAGACCGUUACAUGCACGAAGUUGUAGAGACAUCUGCACCCUUUACAGAAGAGUCGAAAGCCAAAAUGUCAGAUACCAUCGCCCGACUCACCGAGCUCUAUACCAAAUGCGUGACAAAUGGAGACAAGUCAACAGCACAGCAGCAGCUGAAACUAUACCAGCGCGAACACAUCGCAUGGGAGCGGAAUACAGUCUGGCGUCAAAUGAUCGGGCAACAGCGACACGGUACUAUGAACGGAUUAGGUGCUCUCAUGGGCGCUACGCUGGUGCAACAGGAAGAAAGCAGCCUUAUUAAUGUCUCGACUCCUCUCGGAAGUCUGAAAUUGACAAAGAAGAGGGUAUCACUCACUGUUGCGCUAGUAGUUUUCCUCGCUUUGCUGAAGGUGGACAUCGUUGCUGGUGAAGAGGCCAAUAAGUGUUUUGCCAUACUUGCAUUCAGCACCAUAUUGUGGGCAACAGAGGCGAUACCGUUGUUCGUGACAUCGCUUUGCGUCCCCUUCCUGUUGGUAUGCUUACGGGUUAUACGUGAUGACAAUGACACUGCCUUGUCUACGCCUGAUGCAACAAAGUAUAUAUUCUCUGUUAUGUUCUCGCCCACAAUCAUGCUUCUGAUCGGAGGAUUCACAAUUUCAUCGGCCUUGAGCAAAACCAACAUAGAUCGGAUUUUAAUCACGAGAGUCCUGAGCUUGGCGGGUUCAAAACCUAGUUCCGUGCUUCUUGCCUUUAUGGGUGUCUCCUGUUUUGCGAGCAUGUGGAUCAGUAAUGUUGCAGCUCCAACAUUGUGCUUCACUCUCAUCCGACCGAUCCUGAGAACGCUGCCCCCUGGUUCGGCUUUUGCGCCAGCACUAAUACUCGCCAUCGCCUUGGCCGCCAACAUAGGUGGUCAGAGCUCCCCAAUAUCGUCUCCACAGAAUCUCAUUGCCCUCGCGGCGAUGGAUCCCAAACUCGAUUGGGCGAGUUGGUUUGCUGUGGCACUUCCGGUGUCCAUAAUCUCUAUCUUGCUCAUCUGGCUGCUAUUGCUUGUGAUGUACCGCCCUGCUCGUUCGCCUGACGGGGAAGGAGAGAUUGAGAUACGGACUAUUCGCCCAACAAGGGAAUCCUUCACCCUCAAGCAGUAUUGGGUUACGUUCGUCUGCUUAUUCACGAUUACUCUCUGGUGUUUUGAGCACAAAAUCGAGGGUCUUGUGGGAGAUAUGGGUGUUAUUGCUAUCAUCCCGAUCGUCGCCUUUUUUGCCACUGGUGUGCUGAAAAAGGACGACUUUGAACAAUUCGCUUGGACAAUUGUUUUCCUCGCAAUGGGUGGAAUUGCUCUUGGCAAAGGUGUUACUUCUAGUGGUUUGAUGGUGACUAUGGAUAAGAUGAUCCAUCGCCUGCUCGAGGGUCUCUCCUUGUACACUGUCGUUCUUGUCCUCUCGCCAGUCGUUUUGAUUGUAUCGACAUUUAUCAGUCAUACGAUUGCAAGCGUGCUACUGGUUCCCAUCGCGAAAGAGGUUGGAGAAAGCCUACCCGGCGACCAUGCAAAUCUGCUCAUUUUCAUGACUGGUCUUCUUUGCUCUGUUGGAAUGGGUAUGCCUGUUUCUGGGUUUCCUAAUCAAACUGCCGCUGCUCAAGAGGACGAGCUUGGACGCCUUUAUCUCACUAAUAUGGACUUCUUGAAGAAUGGUGUGCCCGCCAGUAUUGUCGCCACCCUGGUCGUCGCUACCGUUGGGUUCGUUCUCAUGAUAGCCAUAGGACUCUGAUUAGUCCUUGGACCAUCACCACGCACAUGCACGGAGUUCAGGCAAUAAAAUAAACUGGGGUUCCUGAUCGAGAUACCCUGCGUGCAUCAUACCUUGCUGUAUGAUUUACAGCUGCGGAAUACUGAUAGAAUUUUCAAUGUCACGUCUUCCUGUAGAUUUCACUUCCAGUUCGACUGAUAUUCUGACGAACAAUAAUAUUGCAUGUCAGGCGAAUGACAAG
This is a messenger RNA of Suillus discolor, 3063 nucleotides long. RefSeq names its product SPX domain-containing protein. Gene Ontology annotation, molecular function: phosphate transmembrane transporter activity. Gene Ontology annotation, cellular component: membrane. The transcript is spliced from 16 exons. Bases 219 to 2843 code for a protein of 874 amino acids. Gene Ontology annotation, biological process: phosphate ion transport; polyphosphate metabolic process; monoatomic anion transmembrane transport. The record is from RefSeq and is a predicted model, not a curated record. NCBI's taxonomy places the organism in Eukaryota, Fungi, Basidiomycota, Agaricomycetes, Boletales, Suillaceae.